AUCCCAUUAUUAACUUUUUUUUUAAUCUCUCUCUCUGCGAUCAGUUCGAACAGCAGGCUACUAUUUUUUUUCAACAAAUCCGAUUCGACGUAUUAAUCAAUCGAAGAUAAUGGAUGAUCAAGAUUUAGGAUUCUUUGCUAACUUUCUUGGUAUCUUUAUUUUCGUGUUUGUUAUUGCUUAUCAUUAUGUAGUGGCUGAUCCCAAGUACUUGGGCAACUAACUGAUUCUGAUGAUCCCCAUAGUGAGUAGUAACUUUUAAUGAGCUCAAAAUGAAUUUCAUUUUUAUCGUUUAUUAUCACCAGCCAGUUCUUGCCUGAAUAUUAUGAGAUCGGAUAUUUGGUCUGAGAAAGUCGAAGUUUUAGUUGUUCUCUCCUA
This is a messenger RNA of Solanum tuberosum (potato), 375 nucleotides long. Its product is annotated as dolichyl-diphosphooligosaccharide--protein glycosyltransferase subunit 4A-like. The record is from RefSeq and is a predicted model, not a curated record. Lineage: Eukaryota; Viridiplantae; Streptophyta; Magnoliopsida; Solanales; Solanaceae. The transcript is spliced from 2 exons. Bases 110 to 220 code for a protein of 36 amino acids.